AUGGUGGCGGUCAAUGGCUGGUGGUGGUGUUUAAUUGUAAUGGUUGUUGCAGGAGGUAGACAGUGGAUCAGGUGGUGGUUGGCGGUCACUAGUGGUGGUUUCCGAUGCGCCUCUCCGCUUACGAACGUCAACGGUGUUCCUGAUUUUCUUUCUAUUGAUUGGUGCUGUGUUUUAGCUUCGUCAAAACAGAUCAUGGAGAAUAUAAUUGACAUUGACAAGAUAAAGGAGACAUUGGAACCUGAUAACAGCGGUGGCGGUGGAUUACAAUUGCCUGGGAAAGAUAGGGUUGUCUUCAGAGCGCCUGAGAGGAAAUCAUUACUAGGAUUGGAUGCUCUCGCAAGUGCAAAACGAGCUGAAGGAUCAUUUAAAGUUCCUAAAGAAAAAAUUUCUUCUAUGAUGACAUCUCUUGAUGAAGAUGUGGAAAAAACCACAUCCUCACUCACAGGUCUUGAUGAAGUUGGUAGUGGUGUAUCCAGCAGUGGUCGCAAUUAUACAAGCAGACAAUAUCGUGAUUCCACUGGGAGCAAAACAUCUGGUUCAGAAAGUCAAAUCACUGAAGAAGAACGAGCUAGUGGCAGAUCUGCUAGGCAUGGUUCACACUCUGAGGAUGUUACUCCUUCAUCUAGAAGUUCCCGAAGCAGUCAACAGCGGAGUGAUAGAUAUGAUUCAACAGAGUAUGAUAGGCGUAGGUAUGAUAGCAGAGAUGAUUCAAGAAGGAGACAUUACAGUAGUGAUAGAGACGAGAGAAACCAUGUGGAUCAAUCACCUCGUUAUGGAAAAGACUACAGAGAUUAUGGGAAUAAAAGAAGCAGAUACGAAAGUUCAAGGCGGACACCUGGUAGAUCUGAUUGGGAUGAUGGAAGAUGGGAAUGGGAAGAUUCACCUCGGCAUUCGAGUGGGAGUAGACAUCAUAAACCUUCACCAUCACCAAUGUUACUUGGUGCUUCACCUGAUGCACGAUUACCUUCUCCUUGGUAUGGUGGCAAUACUCCUAUGGGUCGUGCUGAUUCUCCAUGGGACAAUUUUGCCCCUUCUCCUGUUCCAAUUAGGGCAUCUGGAUCAGUCAGAUCUUCAACUUCAAGAUCUGGUGGAAGAUCUCAGCGACCACUCGCUGCAGAAAGUUCACUACCCUUAGAGGAUGAUGGAGAAGAUGGAAAGGAAGUUUUUCAUAAUGCAGAGAUAACUGAGAGUAUGAUGUUAGAGAUGGAGUACAACUCUGAUCGUGCAUGGUAUGAUAGAGAAGAAGGGAACACUAUGUUUGAUGCUGACAGCUCAUCGUUUUAUCUUGGUGAUGAAGCCUCUGUUCAGAAGAAAGAAGCAGAAGUGACAAAAAGACUGGUUCGUAAAGAUGGAACCCCAAUGACACUUGCUCAGAGCAAAAAGCUAUCACAGCUUACUGCAGAUAAUGCUCAAUGGGAGGAUCGCCAGCUCAUGAGAUCUGGAGCUGUUAGAGGUACAGAGGUGCAAACAGAGUUUGAUGAUGAAGAUGAACGCAAAGUUAUUCUUCUUGUUCACGAUACAAAGCCUCCAUUUUUGGAUGGGAGAAUUGUGUUUACUAAGCAAGCAGAACCGAUAAUGCCACUAAAGGAUCCGACUUCUGAUAUGGCUAUUAUAUCAAGAAAAGGUUCAAACCUUGUUAGAGAAGUUCAUGAAAAACAAAGUAUGAAUAAGUCACGUCAGCGGUUUUGGGAACUUGCUGGCUCAAAGCUUGGUGAUAUUCUUGGAGUUGAGAAGACAGCAGAACAGAUUGAUGCUGAUACAGCAGUUGUUGGUGAAGAUGGUGAAGUUGAUUUCAAGGAAGAAGCAAAGUUUGGCAAACACAUGAAAAAAGGUGAAGCAGUAAGUGAUUUUGCAAAGUCAAAAUCACUUUCACAACAACGUCAGUAUCUCCCCAUAUUUUCUGUUCGAGAUGAGUUAUUACAGGUGAUACGGGAGAAUCAAGUGGUGGUGGUUGUAGGUGAAACUGGUUCUGGAAAGACAACACAGUUGACUCAGUAUUUACAUGAAGAUGGGUAUACCACAAAUGGCAUAGUUGGUUGCACCCAACCAAGACGUGUGGCAGCAAUGAGUGUCGCCAAGAGAGUUGGUGAGGAGAUGGAAACAGAACUCGGAGAUUUGGUUGGAUACGCCAUCCGUUUUGAGGACGUGACCGGACCCAAAACUGUUAUAAAGUACAUGACUGAUGGUGUUCUGCUUCGUGAAACAUUGAAAGAUGCAGAUCUUGACAAAUAUCGUGUCAUUGUCAUGGAUGAAGCCCAUGAAAGAUCAUUAAACACGGAUGUACUCUUCGGGAUCCUCAAGAAAGUUGUUGCCAGGCGUCGAGAUUUCAAGCUCAUAGUCACCUCUGCUACCCUCAACGCACAGAAAUUUUCCAACUUUUUUGGCAGUGUCCCAAUCUUCCACAUUCCCGGGAGAACAUUUCCGGUGCAGACCUUGUACAGUAAAACACCAUGUGAAGAUUACGUGGAAGCCGCUGUAAAACAAGCAAUGACGAUCCACAUCACGAGUGCUCCUGGUGACAUACUCAUCUUCAUGACAGGUCAAGACGAGAUCGAGGCAACAUGUUACGCCCUAUCAGAACGUAUGGAACAGCUUGCAUCCACCACAAGGCAAACAGUCUCCAGCUUAUUAAUCCUACCUAUCUACUCCCAACUCCCCGCUGACCUACAAGCAAAAAUCUUCCAGAAAGCCGAAGAGGGGGCCCGCAAAUGCAUCGUGGCCACCAACAUUGCGGAAACCUCUUUGACCGUAGACGGAAUCUUUUACGUUAUCGACACUGGGUAUGGGAAAAUGAAGGUGUAUAAUCCGCGUAUGGGUAUGGAUGCUCUACAGGUGUUCCCGGUCAGCCGGGCAGCCGCCGACCAGCGGGCAGGUCGGGCGGGUAGGACCGGGCCGGGCACUUGUUAUCGUCUUUAUACCGAGACCGCGUACCAAAACGAAAUGCUCCCACAACCCGUUCCAGAAAUUCAGAGGACUAACCUCGGAAACGUCGUUUUGCUUCUGAAAUCUCUUAAAAUUGAAAACUUAUUGGAUUUUGACUUCAUGGAUCCGCCUCCACAAGAUAAUAUCUUGAAUUCGAUGUAUCAGCUCUGGGUUUUGGGCGCGUUAAACAAUGUCGGGGGUCUAACGGAUCUCGGGUGGAAAAUGGUUGAAUUCCCGCUCGAUCCACCGUUAGCCAAAAUGCUUUUAGUUGGGGAACAACUGAAAUGUUUAGACGAAGUGUUGACAAUCGUAUCCAUGCUCUCGGUCCCAUCUGUAUUUUUCCGACCGAAAGACCGGGCAGAAGAAAGCGAUGCUGCCCGAGAAAAAUUCUUCGUGCCCGAAUCCGACCACUUAACGUUACUCAACGUCUACAAACAAUGGAAAGCCAAGGAUUAUCGCGGAGACUGGUGCAACGAUCACUUCCUCCAAGUCAAAGGUCUCCGAAAGGCUCGAGAGGUCAGAUCUCAACUGCUAGACAUUCUAAAAACACUCAAAAUCCCGCUCACAUCAUGCGAUCCGGAUUGGGAUAUUGUAAGAAAAGCGAUAUGUUCGGCUUACUUUCAUAAUGCUGCGAGGUUGAAAGGAGUUGGAGAAUAUGUCAACUGUAGAAACGGGAUGCCAUGUCAUUUGCAUCCGAGUAGUGCCUUGUAUGGAUUGGGGUAUACGCCGGAUUAUGUGGUGUAUCAUGAGCUGAUUUUGACUUCAAAAGAGUACAUGCAGUGUGCCACGUCAGUUGAGCCCCAGUGGCUGGCGGAAAUGGGGCCCAUGUUUUUCUCAGUUAAGGAUUCGGAUACGUCCAUGUUGGAGCAUAAAAAGAAGCAGAAAGAGGAGAAAUCGGCUAUGGAAGAAGAGAUGGAGAGUUUGAGGAAAAGGCAAGCCGAAGAUGAGAUUAGGAAUAAGGCCAGGGAGAGAGCCAAGAGGAUGAAACAGCAACAGGCAAUCUCCAUGCCUGGCUUGAAGCAAGGGAGUUCUACUUAUUUGAGACCUAAAAGAUUGGGUUUGUGAAAUUCUGGAAAUGCCCUCUUUCAAGUAUUUU
This is a messenger RNA of Lactuca virosa, 4018 nucleotides long. The record is from the annotation of a GenBank genome assembly. NCBI's taxonomy places the organism in Eukaryota, Viridiplantae, Streptophyta, Magnoliopsida, Asterales, Asteraceae.